This is a messenger RNA of Acanthamoeba castellanii str. Neff, 714 nucleotides long. Its product is annotated as pyridoxine synthesis protein PDX2, putative. Gene Ontology annotation, molecular function: glutaminase activity. The record is from RefSeq and is a predicted model, not a curated record. Gene Ontology annotation, biological process: pyridoxine metabolic process; pyridoxal 5'-phosphate biosynthetic process. The transcript has 4 exons. Gene Ontology annotation, cellular component: cytosol; glutaminase complex. Bases 1 to 714 code for a protein of 237 amino acids. NCBI's taxonomy places the organism in Eukaryota, Discosea, Longamoebia, Acanthamoebidae.
AUGUCGAGUCUUGAACACGACCAGAACCUGUCCGGCAAGGGACAUCACCAGCACAUCACCAUCGGCGUGCUCGCUCUGCAGGGAGCGUUCAGGGAGCAUGUGGAGAAGCUCAAGUCGCUGGCCGGCGUGACGGUGGUCGAAGUGCGCACGUCUGCGCAGCUGGAGAGCGUGGACGGGCUGCUCAUCCCUGGCGGCGAGUCCACCGCCAUAGCCCUCAUCGCCGAGGCCUCGGGCCUGCUCGAGCCUCUACGCUCCUUCAUCCGCCACCCUCGCAAGGCGGUGUGGGGUACGUGCGCGGGGUUGAUCAUGAUGUCCAAUCAUGUGGAGGGCCAGAAGGCGGGCGGCCAGGCGGUGCUGGGCGGGUUCGAGAUCUCGACGGCGCGCAACUACUUCGGCCGACAGCUGGAUUCGUUCGUGGCCGACACGCUCACCGUGCCCGCGCUGGCCGACGGCGACCGACCCUUCCCCGCCGUCUUCAUCCGCGCGCCGGCCGUCACCGCCGUCCACUCGCCCGACGUGGAGGUCCUCGCCUCGGUCCCCGCGAAGCCGACCGACGCCGAGCACAAGGAGGUGAUAGUGGCGGUACGACAGGGGCGCUUGUUGGGCACGGCGUUCCACCCCGAGUUGACGGACGAUGCGCGGUGGCAUCAGUUCUUUGUUGAUAUGACGCGACGAGCACAGGCGCCGACCGCAGCCGACGACAGCAAGGCGUGA